This is a messenger RNA of Camelina sativa (false flax), 849 nucleotides long. Its product is annotated as putative calcium-binding protein CML40. The record is from RefSeq and is a predicted model, not a curated record. Gene Ontology annotation, molecular function: calcium ion binding. NCBI's taxonomy places the organism in Eukaryota, Viridiplantae, Streptophyta, Magnoliopsida, Brassicales, Brassicaceae.
CUUCUUUGAAUUAAGCGCGCCGUAAAGAUAUUAACAAGUCCAUCCGACCAUCCGCAUGUGUAAAAAAUACUACUAUGGUCUUCUAGUUUAUUCAACGUCUCUAGUCUAGCUCCUCCCAUGACUCUUCUUCUAUAUAUUUAUCUAUCUCUCUAUGUAAUCUAUUGUGCCAACAAAAAGUUCCAAAGAGAAGAUUCAUCAUCUGUCUUCUCUACACCAUAAUCUUUUUCUCCUCUCUCAAAAAGUCUUUCUUCAUCCUCUAUGAAGAGUGACAACGUUACCAAACGUCAAGAGUAUCAACGUGUCUUUAGUCGGUUUGACUUUAGCCAACAAGGCAAGGUUUCCGUUUCUACCAUCCAAAGAUGCGUCGAAGCUAUUAAGUCUGGCAAACGUCCACUUCUGUCUGAAGACAACACCGCCAUUAUUCCAAAUCCUGCGGAGACGACCGAUGAUAAAUCCUUGCACCUCGAGGAAUUCGUCAACUUGGUCGAGGAAGGAGACGACGAAGAUAAGGAGAAGGACCUCAAGGAAGCUUUCAAGUUGUAUGAGGAGACGACUGAUGGCAUCACACCAAAAAGCUUGAAGAGGAUGCUUAGUUUGUUGGGUGACUCCAAAACUCUCAACGAAUGCGAGCUUAUGAUUUCUCAAUUCGAUAUUAAUAAGGAUGGGAUUAUUAACUUUGACGAGUUUAGGGUCAUGAUGAUGCAAUGACAUAUUAUUACACAUACAUAUAUAUAUAUAUAUAUAUAUAUCAUUAAUUAAUUAGUCUACUAUACUAUACUACUCUUCUUUACCAAAGGCUUGUAUGAACUCUCUGAAAUUAAUGUACUCUCCCUCUCUAUUACUGCUUCA